Molecule: messenger RNA, 933 nt
Organism: Ochotona curzoniae (black-lipped pika)
Lineage: Eukaryota; Metazoa; Chordata; Mammalia; Lagomorpha; Ochotonidae
Product: vomeronasal type-1 receptor 90-like
Exons: 1
Coding region: 1-933 (310 amino acids)
Biological process (GO): G protein-coupled receptor signaling pathway
Cellular component (GO): membrane
Molecular function (GO): pheromone receptor activity
Source: RefSeq, a predicted model, not a curated record
AUGAACAGAAAGAAUAUGUUUUGUAGUUUUGUUGCUGUAAAGUGUGUGAUUUUCUCUGAAGUCAGCAUUGGGAUCCCAGCCAAUGCCUUCCUCCUGCUCUUCCACCUCUCAUUCCUGCUCAAGCACAAGCUCAAGCCCACCGACCUGACCAUCGGGCACUUGGCCCUCAUCCACCUGGUGACGCUGAUCAUUGCAGGGUUGGUAUCCAUGGAUGUGUUUCAGUCUCAGGGGCAGUCAUGGGACGGCAUCGCGUGUAAAGCACUUUUCUACUUGUACCAGGUGCUGCGGGGCCUCUCCCUGGGCAACACCUUCCUGCUCAGUGUCCUCCAGGCCAUCGCCCUCAGCCCCAGGAGCUCCUGGAUGGCCAAGUUCAAACAGACAUCCUCCCAUCACAGCCUGUGCAUCUUUCUGUUCGCCUGGGUCUUCAGUUUGUCCAUGAGUGUGCAUCUCUUAAUCUGCGCUGUUGCUUCAACAAAUCAUACGUCCAGCAAUGUUAUGGCUGUCACUAAAUCCUGUUCUCUUUGGAUCCUGAGCUACUUUCCCAGGCACUUACUUUCCAUAUUGUGGAUCUUUCAGGACGUCUCGCUCACAGGGCUCAUGGCCCUCUCCAGUGCCUACAUGGUGACCCUCCUGUGCAGGCACAAGAGGCAGUCCCGGCACCUCCACAGCACCAGGCUUUCUCCAAGAGCCUCCCCAGAGCUGAGGGCCACCCGCACCAUCCUGCUGCUCAUGGGCGUCUUUGUGCUCCUCUACUGGCUGGACUGCAUCAUGUACUCGCUCUCCACGAUGAGGUGGAAUAUUGACUCAGUUCAUAUGUGUGUCCAGAUGUUGGUGAGCACUGGCUAUGCCUCCAUUGCCCCUUUGUUGCUAAUCAGCAGAGAAAGACGAAUCAUCCAGUUUUUGAAGUCCAUGUCCAAGACUGAAAGUUUCUGA